Messenger RNA from Fimicolochytrium jonesii, 2489 nucleotides. RefSeq lists its product as uncharacterized. The record is from RefSeq and is a predicted model, not a curated record. The transcript is spliced from 11 exons. Lineage: Eukaryota; Fungi; Chytridiomycota; Chytridiomycetes; Spizellomycetales; Powellomycetaceae. The coding region runs from base 242 to 2296 and encodes 684 amino acids.
CCGACGAGGCGCUUUCCCCUUCCUGUCAACCACCGUUCGCUUAACGGACUGAUGGCGCUUACGAUAUUGGUCAUUUGCCUCCGUUUCUUGCAGCAGGCUUUUCUCGAGCCAUAUAUUCUCGCUUUCCAGUCAUCUCAACCUCAUUCCGUCAAUAUACUGCCUAUCCAAUUAGAACGGCAGCCGCAUUUAUAGGAUUUCUUCAGACCAUCUGCUGUAAAUCUUUCACCCAAGCAUUUAUAAGAUGAGCCGAAGCCUAGCCAUCCAGCGGGCGAGCUCGGUGGGAAACGCUGACAGCGACCUCAGCGAAGGCAUGGCGGAGCUUGAGCUACAAAAGCUGCAACGGCAAUAUAGAAUAAUGGAGGGCGACCGCAAAGCAUACAGCGAGGAAUCUCGGCUGCUCAUUACCAAGCAGAGGGGGAACAUCGAAAAGCUAAAGCGAGAGAACCAGUACUUGGUCGAUGAGUUGGCGCUUCUGCAGGAACGAACGAACGACCGUCGUCGAUCAAGCGUGCAGUCGAAAAAGAUCGAGGCGAUGGCCGAGCAAGCUGAUGUGUACAAUCGCAAAAUCCGUGCUAUCCUUACGGACAUAUCAGAGCUGGACGAAGCGAUUGCAAAUAUGGACAGAGACAUUGACCAACAACGGGCACAAUUGGGAGGCGUGAACGCCGCAUAUGAGAACAGUGAAGCUAUCGGGAAGCAGAUAAAGGUUCUAGAGAACCGACUUGACAAAGCACUAGUGAAGUUCAACAAGUCCCUUGCGGUGAAUAAGCGAAUGCGGCAAACGAUUGACAACUUGCGGCGAGAGCGGCUGGUGUUCGAUAACAUUUACAAAAAGUUCGAGCGAGAACUUGCCGAGCAGAAGAAACAGAUGGCGGAUAUCAUCGAGGCGAGCAACUCCGCCUAUGAAGCACGAGAUGAAGCGCAGGCACGAAUCAUCGCCCUUCGAGAGAAAGCGGACAAAGAGCAUCAGGCAUAUAUACAGGAGAUCAAAGAGCUAGACCGGUCCCUGGAGCAGGACAGGCGGCUCAAGGACUUCAUGGCAACCAAGGUGGCUGACCGACAGCCAGCGGACGGCUCUCUCGGGCACACGCAUGGUACCGAUGGCACCGGAAAGGACAAGAAAAAGAAAGCAGACAAAGGAGCGACCAAGACUCGCUUCGGCUCCCAGGAAGCGCUCAACGACUCCUUGGAAACCUACAACGUCGCAUUCGCCAAGAUCCAGGUCGAGACCGGCGUUUCCUCUAUCAAGGAACUAGUCCAACGAAUGAAGGUGGUCGAGGACGAGAACUUCUCCUUGUUCAACUAUGUGAACGAGGUGAACAACGGCAUCGAGAGGCUUGUGGAGGAGAUUGUGGAGAUUCAGAAGAAGAUCGAUGCGCUGAAAGUGAAGAAUGUUGAGGAGGAGGAACAGAUGGCUGGGGAAUUGAAGGGGCUGGAGGUCCAACUGAAUUCAUGCACCGAGAAAUACGAGACAUACGAAAAGCAGUACUCCAAUAUGGUCGAGGUCAUCACCGACCUGCGGAAGGGUGUCGAGCGAUUGGUUACGUGCUUCGACAGCGUCCUUUUGCCAGUCACGCAGAAGAAGCUAUCAGAAGAGCCCGCCGCGGACGAAAGACCUGCAGAAGGCGGGGCAGACACCGCAGAGGGAGGCGAGCAAUUUGUUGAGGAGACUGCAAAGGGAGACGAUGGCAAUGUACCUUCCGACGGCACAAAAACACCCGCCCGUCGUGCCGCUGAAGAAGUGACGAGUGCACCCGCCGAACCCACCACACCCGUCCCCACCUCCGUAUCCGACCACAACCUCCUCUAUUUCCUCGGCCACAUCGAGCAAAAGACGAACGAGCUGCUCAGCCUGCACUACCUAGUGAAUGCGCCAAAGAAGAGCGGGUCGGCGGCCGCGCCGGACAGGGGUGUCAGCGCGGGAGUGGAGGGCGAGAGGGAGACGGCGUUGAGGCGAGACGGAUCCGUGACGUUCUCUGCGCCGAUGAGUGCUUCUGGACCAACCGGGUCGGCGGGUACGAUGAGGGAUGCGGUGACGCCGGUGGUGGGUGGUCUCUUGGGACAUGGCCCGACUGCACCAAUAGGCAAUAUCACGAUCGUUCCGCCAUCUACCGGUGAUGAUCAUGACGACGAUCUGAUUUCCGAUGACGAUGACCGACCGCUUACUCGAGAGGAGCUUGAGAAGAGGACAUUACGCGGGCUAUCCAAGCGUGAAAAGCAGCAAGGAGUUGCAAAGGAAGGCGCCAGACACAAGAGGAAAGGCAACGUAAAACGAAGCGCUGUCGCUGCGGAAUAAAGCGUCUCGCAUUCCGUACCAGUAUGUGGUACACUUUUGAUUCGUGAGGGGUUGUAUUUGCGGUACUUGUGGGUGGAGGUCGAGGUACACAAUCAAGUACGCCGGCACAGUGCGACGGAGGGAAUAAAAAAUAAAAGACUGCUGGCUUUGUCUCAGAGCUGUUUUCGCCUUUCCGAGGCCAUAUCACCUUGAU